Pyrus x bretschneideri (Chinese white pear) is the source of this 1764-nucleotide messenger RNA. Its product is annotated as triacylglycerol lipase 2. Lineage: Eukaryota; Viridiplantae; Streptophyta; Magnoliopsida; Rosales; Rosaceae. The transcript has 9 exons. Gene Ontology annotation, molecular function: hydrolase activity, acting on ester bonds. The record is from RefSeq and is a predicted model, not a curated record. Gene Ontology annotation, biological process: lipid metabolic process. Bases 168 to 1361 code for a protein of 397 amino acids.
AUAAGUGUUAUAAUACAAGUAGAUUAGUAACACCAAGUGGUGGUGUGACUCACUCACACUGAAAAAUACUAGUCUGUUACGUUUGUUUGGUUGUUUUAUAUGCAUUUGUCUACUAUAAAUAAUAAAACCGGGGAAAAUUAUUGCACUCACAGACACCUUAGCUUCAAAUGGAAAAUCCUUCGACCAUUAUACUUGUUGUGGCUCUACUUUGGGUUUCAGUAGUUGCAGCAACAAGAACUAAGCUGCAAUCCAUCGAAAAUGUCGAUGGCGGCAUUUGCAAAUCAAUGUUGGAGACACAGGGCUACACUUGCCAAGAACAUAAAGUAACAACUGAAGACGGUUACAUCAUCGGCUUGCAGAGAAUUCCAAAGGGACGGUCUGGUGACGAAACACCAAACAAGAAGCCUGUUCUGUUACAACAUGGGCUCUUAAUGGAUGCUUCAGCAUGGCUACUCAAUCCGCCGGAUCAAGCUUUGGCAUUUAUCUUGGCAGACAAUGGGUUUGAUGUAUGGCUUGCUAACACUCGCGCGACACGUUCUAGUCGCGGACACACAUCACUUACUCCUAAUGAUCCGGCUUACUGGGACUGGUCAUGGGAUGAAUUAGCUGCUUAUGAUCUUCCGGCUUUAUUCAAGUAUGUGAACAAUCAAACAGGACAGAAUUUACACUAUGUUGGGCAUUCCUUGGGAACUCUGACUGCCCUCGCUGCUUUCUCCCAAGAAAAACUGUUAAACUUGCUAAGAUCGGCUGCUUUGCUUACCCCAAUCGCUUACCUGGGUCAGAUGUCCUCGCUGUUUAUAAGGAUUCUUAUGGACUUAUUUUUAUCAGAAAAACUAAAAUUGUUGGGCAUGCAUGAAGUUCCAAACGGUGAGACACAAGAACUUGUGGAGUUUAUCUGCAAAACACCAGGCGUCGACUGCUCCGACUUAUUGGCAACUAUAACAGGCCCAAAUUGCUGCCUCAGUUCUGCAAGCAAGGCUGCUUUAUUUAAGAAUUUUCCCCAGUCUACGGCAACAAAGAACAUGAUACAUCUGUCUCAGAUGGUCAGGAUGGGAACCCUAGAAAUGUACAAUUAUGGUAACGAAGACACGAACAUGGAACAUUACAAGCAGCCUACUCCUCCUGUGUACAACAUGGCAAACAUUCCGAAAGACGUUCCUCUUUUCCUCAGCUACGGGGGCAGAGAUGCGCUUUCUGACGUUAAUGACGUGGGGCUUCUGCUUGACAACCUCAAAGAUCAUGACAAGGACAAGCUUGUGGUAGAGUACAUAGAGGAUUAUGCUCAUAUGGAUUUUAUUAUGAGCGCGAAUGCCAAUCAACUUGUGUAUGAUCCUCUACUGGCCUUCUUCAAGCUCCAUUAAUGUCAUGUUUACUAUUCCUUAAUUGUCAUGGAGGACUUGAAUUCAUGAGGAGUCAGAACUCCCACUGAAUUUAAUUGUUAACUGAACUAUCAUGAACUGUAAGAACUACUGAUUCUGUUGGAAUGUAACCCUUCAGCUAAAGAUUGGCGGCAGAGAUCAACUUACAUGCUUUAUAUUUCAGUUUGAAUGUGAGCCAUUGGAUCAUAGUCCACAUGGUUACUCAAUGAUGUAUCUAGUUUAAGUAAUAGAAUAAGACAAGUGGCAUCAUCUCAUAGGAUGAUACCAAUGAAUGGUUGAGAUUGUAUUGUGUGUUGGAGAGUGAAGGAUCUCCCUUCCUUCCAUGUAUAACGGUAACAAAUGUAUGCGUGUUUAGUGUGUGAAAUUUCAGAAGCAUUUUCCUUCA